AUGGAAUUGGAUAAGAAAUUGAAAGUUGAAGCACUCUUGGAUGUUCAUCCGAUAAACUCCAAGGAAGAAAUAGAUGAACUUAUCUCUGAAGCUAACCAGUCUGUAUUUGAAAAUCAAGAGGAAAAGAGCAGACCUAAAGAGACAUUCAAAGUAUAUCAGAAAGACGAGGACAAAGGUACUAGCAAAGGGCCACCGGAAUCUGAGAAACCGGUAGUAGAACUUUCAGAGAAACAAACUAAGGCAGAGAUUCCUCCUCCACCUUCUAUAAAUCAUAAGCACAGACUACCCAUUUCCACAUAUCAACUCAUUCUGCUAUUUCUUUGCAUUCAUAUUCACACCACAAUUUCCUUUGUUUCUUUCAUCUUCUUCCCAACAUGUCUUCUACCUGCGGUAACUGCGACUGUGCUGAUAAAAGCCAGUGCACCAAGAAGCGUAACAGCUUUGGGGUGGAGAUUGUUGAGAAAAACUUCAACAUCAGCUUUGAAUUGGAGAUGGGUGAGAAUGACUGCAAAUGUGGACCAUCCUGCACUUGCACUGGUUGCACCUGCCACAGUGCCUGAUCAUCAUCAUCGUCAUCAUUUAUAAUUCCAUAAUGGAAGUAUACAUCUAGAUCUAAUAUUGUGGACAUACCCACAGCGAGAUCAAUUAACACCAAAUUGAUCUUGUUUGUGGGUUAUCUAUAUAGUUUUAUGUGUGUUGCAGCUAUGUAAUAGCUCUUGUAUUCGAAACAAUUUCUAUUAAGAAUAGUCAUAUUUUAUA
Messenger RNA from Cryptomeria japonica (Japanese cedar), 759 nucleotides. RefSeq lists its product as uncharacterized. The transcript has 5 exons. NCBI's taxonomy places the organism in Eukaryota, Viridiplantae, Streptophyta, Pinopsida, Cupressales, Cupressaceae. The record is from RefSeq and is a predicted model, not a curated record. The coding region runs from base 1 to 585 and encodes 194 amino acids.